AUGGAUGGCAUCAUACAGAGGACACUAAUUAUCAUUUUAAUUGUGGAGUUCAUAACAGGAAAUGUAUUAAAUGCAUUUGUGGCUCUGGUGAACUGCAUGGACUGGGCCAAGAGAAGAAAAAUCUCUGUGGUGGAUCAAAUUCUCACUGCUCUGGCUAUAUCCAGAAUUGGUCUGCUCUGGUCGGUAUUCACAGGCAUAGUAAUAGUUGUUCUGUACCCAAGUUUACUGCUGGUUGAAAAUUUUAUGAUUAUGAUCCACAUCACCUGGACAGCAACCAGCCAUUUUACCCUCUGGCUUGCUACCUGCCUCAGCAUUUUUUAUUUUUUUAAGAUCGCCAAUUUUUCUAACUCUCUAUUUCUUUAUCUUAAAUGGAGAGUUAAAAGAGUAGUUUCCAUGACUCUGCUGAUGUCUCUGAUCCCACUGUGUGUAAAUAUUUUUUCAUGGAAGACAAAUAAUUAUAUCUGCUUUGAGGGAUUUAAAAGUAACGUGUCCUGUUCUUCUAGUUUGAAUAAUUUUACAAAAUCUUACAGGUUUCUCUUAAUUCUUAACACCACUUUAGUUUCUGUGCCCUUCACCAUGUGCCUCACAACAUUUCUUUUGCUCAUCUCCUCCCUCUGGAAACAUCACAAGAAGAUACAGCACAAUGCCCAAGGAUGCCGAGAUGCUGGCACAACUGCCCAUGUCAAAGCCUUGAGAGUCAUCAUUGCCUCUCUUCUUCUGUAUUUCAUUUUCUUUCUGUCUCAGGUUGUACAACUGUGGAGCUCUGUGAUGCUGAAAAAAACUUUGACCAUCCUGUCCUGCCAGGCUGCUGGAGUCUCUUUUCCUUCUCUCCACUCCUGUGUCCUGAUCCUUGGGAACACUAAGCUGAGACAGGCUUCACUUUAUGUAUGGUGGUGGCUGAGGUGCAGGGCCAAAGAUGUCGAACCCUCAGGUCCCUAA
This is a messenger RNA of Nannospalax galili (Upper Galilee mountains blind mole rat), 939 nucleotides long. RefSeq names its product taste receptor type 2 member 140. Gene Ontology annotation, biological process: sensory perception of taste; G protein-coupled receptor signaling pathway; detection of chemical stimulus involved in sensory perception of bitter taste. The transcript has a single exon. Lineage: Eukaryota; Metazoa; Chordata; Mammalia; Rodentia; Spalacidae. Gene Ontology annotation, molecular function: bitter taste receptor activity; G protein-coupled receptor activity. The record is from RefSeq and is a predicted model, not a curated record. Bases 1 to 939 code for a protein of 312 amino acids. Gene Ontology annotation, cellular component: membrane.